Messenger RNA from Galdieria sulphuraria, 1593 nucleotides. RefSeq names its product tubulin. Gene Ontology annotation, biological process: microtubule cytoskeleton organization; mitotic cell cycle. Gene Ontology annotation, molecular function: GTP binding; structural constituent of cytoskeleton. The record is from RefSeq and is a predicted model, not a curated record. The transcript has a single exon. The coding region runs from base 149 to 1492 and encodes 447 amino acids. Gene Ontology annotation, cellular component: microtubule; cytoplasm. Lineage: Eukaryota; Rhodophyta; Bangiophyceae; Galdieriales; Galdieriaceae.
GCCAAAAUUACUCUUUAAAUAGAGGACGUUAUCGCUAAAACAGAUACACUUAAUCGAUUGUUGACUUUCGUUUGACGUUGGUGCCUCAUUAAGCCAUCGUUGAACUACUUCUCUUAUUUCUUACAGUUUAAAGAAAGACAAGUUAAAAAUGCGUGAGGUGAUUUCUCUACACAUUGGCCAAGCUGGUGUCCAAGUAGCAAACUCUUGUUGGGAACUCUAUUGUUUAGAGCAUGGUGUGAACGCUGACGGUACCAUUGACAAACAAGGGAACACAGCAAACGAGGAGGCAUUUGGUACUUUCUUCACUCAAACGAGUUCUGGACGAUAUGUGCCUCGUUGCGUCUUCGUAGACUUGGAACCUUCUGUUGUAGAUGAAGUUCGUACCGGUGCUUAUCGUCACCUUUAUCACCCCGAGCAACUCAUUUCGGGAAAAGAAGACGCUGCUAACAAUUAUGCUAGAGGACACUAUACUAUUGGAAAAGAGAUUGUUGAUCUUACUUUGGAAAGAAUUCGAAAGCUAGCGGAUAACUGUUCUGGAUUACAGGGAUUCUUGGUGUUUCACUCUGUUGGAGGAGGUACUGGAGCAGGCUUCGGCUCGCUUCUUUUGGAACGGCUCUCCGUUGACUAUGGCAAAAAGUCUAAGCUCGGCUUCACUGUCUAUCCCUCUCCGCAAGUUUCUACUGCGGUUGUAGAGCCCUACAACUCUGUCUUGUCUACUCAUUCUCUUUUGGAGCACACUGAUGUUGAUGUUUUGCUUGACAAUGAAGCUAUUUAUGACAUAUGUCGUCGAUCCUUAGACAUUGAGAGACCAUCUUAUACUAACUUGAACAGAUUGAUUGCCCAAGUUAUUUCGUCCUUGACAGCUUCUUUGAGAUUUGAUGGAGCUCUGAAUGUUGAUAUCAAUGAAUUUCAGACUAACUUGGUGCCAUAUCCAAGGAUUCACUUUAUGUUGUCUUCAUAUGCUCCUGUGUUGUCUUCAGAGAAGGCUUAUCAUGAGCAAAUGUCUGUGGGCGAAAUUACUAGUUCUGCGUUUGAACCUUCUAAUAUGAUGGCUAAAUGUGAUCCCAGACAUGGAAAAUAUAUGGCUUGUUGUCUAAUGUACCGAGGAGACGUUGUUCCAAAGGAUGUCAACGCUGCUGUUGCAUCUAUUAAGACGAAACGUACUAUUCAGUUUGUGGAUUGGUGCCCAACAGGAUUCAAAUGUGGAAUCAACUAUCAGGCUCCUUCUGUCAUUCCUGACUCAGAAUUGGCGAAGGUCCAACGCGCUGUUUGCAUGAUCUCAAACAGUACUGCCAUUUCUGAAGUCUUUGCUAGAAUCGAUCAUAAGUUUGACCUUAUGUAUGCAAAGAGAGCUUUCGUUCAUUGGUAUGUAGGAGAAGGUAUGGAGGAAGGUGAAUUUUCGGAGGCACGUGAGGAUCUUGCAGCUCUUGAGAAAGAUUAUGAAGAGGUUGGCAUGGAUUCCAAUGAUGCUGAAGGUGAUGAGGAGUUUUAAAACCAUUAGUCGUUCCUUUCUUGUUUAGUUUGGUUUCUUUGUUGCAUGAAAUAAAACAUUAGCCUGAGUUUUGCAAAAGCAAGAAAUAUUUAUUUUGUCAU